GUUGAACCCCUUUGUUCGAGCUGUCACUUUUGAAAGAGCUUUAGCAGGGCUGACCACUAUAAAACCCAUCAUCCAGGAGGAAGGGCAAAGAGAACCCUGCCAGACUUACUAGUUGGAUCUUUACUAAAGAGGUUUGCAAAGCAGAAAAAAAUACCAAGCCAGGUUCCUUGGACCCUGAAAAGUAUUUGCUCAGCCUCUGCGAUGAUGUUCCCAAGUCUCAUAGCUCCUCCGGCUGUGUACCCGAGUCUCCUGCGGCCAACUCCUACUUUAACUUUGCCUCAGUCUCUGCAGUCAGCCUUUUCUAGCCAUUCUAGCUUCUUGGUGGAAGAUUUGAUCAGGAUCAGCAGGCCUGCCAGUUACCUGCCUAGGAACGGCCCUCCGCCUAGCAUGUCCCCUCCAGCCUCCGGGACCAGCACAGCCAGGACAGACACUGUGACAUCAGACCUCGUCAGCUGCAACACCUCUAGCGCUAGGAGGGUCUGUUCCCCGCAGACUUCAGUCUCAUCCAAUAACGAUUCCACUUUCCUGAAGUUUGGGGUCAACGCCAUCCUCUCGUCCACUCCUAGAGCUGAAACCUCCCCUGCGUUGCUUCCGAGUGUCCCUCCAAAGACAUUCUCCUUUCCAUACUUUGAAGGAUCCUUCCAGCCUUUUAUCAGAUCUUCUUAUUUCCCAGCGUCCUCCUCGGUGGUGCCUAUCCCUGGCACUUUCUCGUGGCCCCUGGCUGCUAGAGGAAAGCCCCGCAGAGGGAUGCUUCGCAGGGCAGUCUUCUCGGACGUGCAACGCAAAGCUCUGGAGAAAAUGUUUCAGAAGCAGAAGUACAUCAGCAAACCAGACAGGAAAAAGCUGGCAGCCAAACUGGGGCUCAAAGACUCGCAGGUGAAGAUCUGGUUCCAGAACAGAAGGAUGAAGUGGAGGAACUCCAAAGAGAGAGAGCUCCUCUCCUCCGGGGGCUGCAGGGAACAAACCUUACCCACCAAGUUCAACCCUCACCCAGACCUCAGCGACGUGGGCAAGAAAUGCUCAGAGGAGGAGGAGGAGGAGGAAGUGUCCCCUCUGUGCCCAGCCAGCCCUCAGCACACCCUGACCUACCACCAGUCCCCCGAGCACCUGCACUUGCGGGACAGACUGGACUCCCAGAUGCCCCCCUCUCCAUCCCACUCCAGCAGCCCCAGCAAACCUUCAGACUUCUCAGACUCGGAGGAAGAGGAUGAUGAGGGGGAAGAGGAAGAGGAGGAGAUCACAGUCUCUUAGAUCUCCUGCCUGCCCCCACCACAACAGGGGACUUUGCAAAGAUGUAAAUCAAUAAACAGAAGUAUAGAAGUGCUAUACAAUUGAA
Mauremys reevesii (Reeves's turtle) is the source of this 1336-nucleotide messenger RNA. It is a transcript of the gene DBX1, whose product is annotated as developing brain homeobox 1. Lineage: Eukaryota; Metazoa; Chordata; Testudines; Geoemydidae. The coding region runs from base 202 to 1251 and encodes 349 amino acids. The record is from RefSeq and is a predicted model, not a curated record. The transcript is spliced from 4 exons. Gene Ontology annotation, molecular function: DNA binding; DNA-binding transcription factor activity, RNA polymerase II-specific. Gene Ontology annotation, biological process: cell differentiation in spinal cord; regulation of transcription by RNA polymerase II.